This is a messenger RNA of Acanthamoeba castellanii str. Neff, 624 nucleotides long. RefSeq lists its product as uncharacterized. The transcript has 4 exons. The record is from RefSeq and is a predicted model, not a curated record. Gene Ontology annotation, biological process: vacuolar proton-transporting V-type ATPase complex assembly. The coding region runs from base 1 to 624 and encodes 207 amino acids. Lineage: Eukaryota; Discosea; Longamoebia; Acanthamoebidae. Gene Ontology annotation, cellular component: extrinsic component of endoplasmic reticulum membrane.
AUGGAGGCCACAGGAGAUCAGCUGGAGCGAUUGAACACGGAAUUGGACGAGGCGCUGGUGUCUUACUUCGAUCUGUUCACGGAGUACCAGACUCUCCAUGCCGAUCUUGGAAAUCGUCUCAAAAACGGCUGGUGGGAGCUCGGGCGAUCACGCUACGCGAUGGGGGCUGGUGUGAACACGCUCUCGCAGCGGCAGUAUCCUGCCAGCAUGACCGCCACCGCCCACUAUCACGAAGCCGACCAGCACAGCGCAGAGGAAACAUCUCCGCCCGCGAAAGACGCUGGCGCGCAGCUGCACAAGCGUACCAAGGGCGCGGGUGAGAAGGAGCAGAGCAAGAAGAACAAGGAGCAGCAGCCACAACAGGAAGGCGAUGGCAACGCGAAGGGCGAAGGUGCCGACACAACCGAGGCCACCAAGAGCGACAACGGCAGAGAGCGGUGGAAGGACCCCGUGAACUGGUUCGGGCUGCUGCCGCCUCCUUCCCUGCGAGUCGCCCAGUCCGAGUUCAAGUCUGCGGUGGAGGUGGUGUGCUCUCUGACGACGGUCAAGCGCAAGCUCCAGGCCAAGCAAGAGGCGUACACGGCCCUCCUGGAGAAGAAACAGCAGUUGACUGCACAGUCGUAG